CUCUCCUCCCCCAGAAAUGGUGAAAUCGCGGAAUUUGAAAUUGGACGCGCAUUAGGCGAUUGCUGGACGUGACAAAAAUCGCUGUUUUUUUUUAUUCGACGUCAUUGUAUUUAAUUUGUCUCGAUUUCCUUUGCGUCAUUUUUGUUGACAGAUCUUGUUUGGGGGGGUCACUCGUUAAUUUAAUGUCGUUGAUCUCUCGUGAAGUAUUCGGUUCUGUGGGACUUGGUAAAUAAGCUGAGCAAAUAGAGUUAUCUCAGUUUCAAGGACGAGACAGGUAGUGGUUGUCUGGCGGAUACUGGAGCGCCUCUCCGAUUGAAACCAUCACGUAUCUUUAAAUCAUCUGUUUAAUUUUAAUUUCUGUCGGAGCAUCGUGAGAUAUCACUAAUAAUCAAGACAUGUCGAUAAAAUUGGAGAACGUACUCAUCAGCGAUCCCGUUGAUGGAUCGUGCAUCGAUCUAUUGAAGAGUCAUGGCAUCGCAGUCACGACAAAGUACAAAUUGCCGAAGGAUGAACUGCUCCAGGAGAUCAAGAACUACGACGGGUUGAUCGUGAGGUCCGAGACGAAGGUCACAGAGGAGGUGAUUGCAGCGGGGACAAACCUUCGUGUUAUAGGGCGCGCUGGGACAGGAGUUGAUAACAUUAAUGUUGACGCUGCGACGAAGAAGGGAAUCGUCGUCCUAAAUACUCCAGGUGGUAAUAGCAUCAGUGCCUGUGAGCUAACAUGCACCCUGAUUUCCUCCCUCGCGAGGAAUGUGGCCCAGGCAGCUCAAUCCAUGAAGGAAGGCAGAUGGGACAGGAAGUUGUACUCUGGUUUCGAAUUAUACGGAAAAACCUUGGCAGUCCUGGGCUUCGGUCGCGUGGGACGAGAGGUCGGCCUCCGAAUGCAGUCCUUUGGGAUGAAGAUCGUGUGCUUUGAUCCAAUAGUCAGUGCUGAGGAUGCUGCAAGUGCUGGGGCUACGAAGCUCAGUCUCGACGAGAUUUGGCCGGUCGCUGAUUACAUAACUGUCCACACACCCCUCAUUCCGCAGACUAAGAAUUUGAUCGGAACUGCGAGUCUCUCCAAAUGCAAGAAGGGAGUGCGCGUGAUAAAUGUAGCUCGAGGUGGAAUUAUCAACGAGGCGGAGCUCCUGGAGGCCUUGAAGUCCGGCCAGUGUGCAGGGGCUGCUCUGGACGUCUUCAGCGAGGAGCCACCGAAAAACCCGGUGACCCUAGAGCUUAUUCGCCACCCUAAUGUCAUCGCAACUCCUCACCUGGGUGCCAGCACUGCCGAGGCACAGCAACGAGUCGCAGCUGAGAUCGCGGAGCAGUUCCUCGCCAUUUCCGGGAAAUCGGAUAAAUACUCUGUUACUGGUGUCGUUAACCCAUCGGUAUUGGCCAAGUGAUGGAGGAGAAAUAUUGGAGCAGACAUUCUCAGACCAGCAAUAUCUAUUAUAUUCUGACGUCGAUUGAUAUGUGUAUGUGCAAUCGUUACAAUAAAAAAAGUUUCUAUAAAAAAUUAUAAAAA
Molecule: messenger RNA, 1504 nt
Organism: Diachasmimorpha longicaudata
Lineage: Eukaryota; Metazoa; Arthropoda; Insecta; Hymenoptera; Braconidae
Product: D-3-phosphoglycerate dehydrogenase-like
Exons: 5
Coding region: 396-1382 (328 amino acids)
Molecular function (GO): phosphoglycerate dehydrogenase activity; NAD binding
Source: RefSeq, a predicted model, not a curated record